Molecule: messenger RNA, 570 nt
Organism: Zingiber officinale
Lineage: Eukaryota; Viridiplantae; Streptophyta; Magnoliopsida; Zingiberales; Zingiberaceae
Product: tetraspanin-8-like
Exons: 1
Coding region: 1-570 (189 amino acids)
Biological process (GO): auxin-activated signaling pathway
Cellular component (GO): plasma membrane; plasmodesma
Source: RefSeq, a predicted model, not a curated record
AUGAGAAAGAUCAGCAACGCCGUGCUCGGCGUCGUCAACUCGCUCACUCUUCUCCUAUCUCUCCCGGUGAUCGCGGCGGCGCUGUGGCUAACCUUCCGCUCAGCGGCCUUGUCGGAGUGCGGCCGGUUCCUGCUCCUGCCACUGCUCGCGGUGGGCGCUGCCCUGUUCGUGACCUCCCUGCUCGGCUUUGUCGGCUCCUUCUUCCGCGUCUCCGGCUUCCUGUGGACCUACCUGGCGGUGUUGUCCCUGGUGAUCUUGGCGGUGUUGGCAUUCGCGGUGAUGGCGCUGGCGGUGACCAACAGGAGCGUCGGGCGGGCGCUGUCGGGGAAGGGUUACGAGGAGUACCGUCUGGGGCACUACUCUCUGUGGUUACAGAGACGGGUGCACGAGUGGAAGAACUGGAAGGUGAUCUCCUCGUGCUUGAAGGAGGGAAAGGUUUGCCGACGUGGAAGCAUCUUCGCCGGAAUCAUGGCCGGGCUCUUUUUCAGGCGAAACCUCACACCCAUACAGGUCCGUCUCCUACCUGCGAUCUUUUGUCCCAACAAACAUCCUUCGAGGAUGAUGCGGUAA